Messenger RNA from Nanorana parkeri, 1041 nucleotides. RefSeq names its product uroplakin 1B (gene UPK1B). The record is from RefSeq and is a predicted model, not a curated record. NCBI's taxonomy places the organism in Eukaryota, Metazoa, Chordata, Amphibia, Anura, Dicroglossidae. The coding region runs from base 5 to 781 and encodes 258 amino acids. Gene Ontology annotation, cellular component: membrane. The transcript has 7 exons.
AACAAUGAAGGAAGAUACGGGAGUUCGCUGUUUUCAGGUUGUCCUCAUCAUUGGCAAUGUGGUAAUUGGGCUUGCAGGUCUCGCCCUGACAGCAGAGUGCAUCUUCUUCGUGUCGGACCAGAACCGCCUCUACCCAUUACUUGAGGCCACUUCUAAUGAUGACAUCUUUGCUGCUGCCUGGAUUGGGAUCUUUACUGGCUUCUGCUUCUUUCUGCUCUCCAUCCUGGGCAUUAUUGGCAUUAUGCAAUCCAACCGGAGGAUGUUAAUGGCGUAUUUAAUCCUGAUGUUCAUAGUCUAUUGCUUUGAAGUGGCAUCUGCAAUCGUUGCAGCAACACACAGAGACUUUUUUACUACCAACCUAUUCCUGAGCCAAAUGUUGAAUUUGUACCAGAAAACCGAUGGCAAUAGUGACGAGAAGGCUAAGGCCGAUGGAGUGACCACAACAUGGAAUUAUCUCAUGCUUAUGAGGCAGUGCUGCGGUGUGAACGGUCCCAACGACUGGCAGGAUUAUAACUCAACGUUCCGGAUCACCAACAGUGACUCCGCCUUCCCCUGGCCACAGCAGUGCUGCGUCAUGACUAAUCUAGCACAACCUGUGAACGUUCAAGGAUGCAAGCUGGGCAUUUCCGGAUACCUCAAUCUAAACGGCUGUUACGACUGGAUUGGUGGCCCAUUGAAUCGCCAUGCCUGGGGUGUUGCAUGGUUCGGAUUUGCAAUUCUGUGCUGGACGUUCUGGGUGCUGCUUGGAACCAUGUUCUACUGGACCCGAAUUGAAUAUUAAAACCCGCUGCCGCCUUCUCUGCUGUCUAGAAAAUGUUUGACGAAAGACCCGCCAUCACAAGGCCAAUAUGGAAGACCGGAGCUACAUAACCCCUCAAACCCUCCGGAUACUUGUUCUGACUAAUGAAAUAUUGGCCAAAGGACUUUGUGGUUUGUGGGGGGAGGGGGACAAGGGUUACUCUACGCUGCCCAUCACACGAUAUAGAAACUUCCAUUUUAGGAGUCUUCUGUCAACCUAAUUGUAAAUUUUUUGGCUUUUUU